AGCAGGCGCUGCGCGCCGAAAAUGGCGGCGCCCGUGCUGCGGCGCGUCCUCGGCCGGCGCUGGACUCCCGCGAGGCCCUGGAGGCCGGCGGCGGCCCCGGGGCGGCGGGCGGCGUGCAUUCUGGCGGCGUUGCAGGCGCGCGGGCUGCUGCAGACCGUGUUCCCGGAGCACGGCUCCCGCGCGGACCUGGCGGAGCUGCUGGCGCCCGGCGCGCCCCCGCUAACGGCCUACUGCGGCUUCGACCCCACGGCUGACUCGCUGCACGUGGGCCACUUGCCCGCGUUGCUCGGCCUCUUCCACCUGCAGCGCGCCGGCCACCACGCCAUCCUGCUGGUGGGCAGCUCCACGGCGCGGCUGGGCGACCCGAGCGGCCGGCGGGAGAAGCGCGCGGCGCUGGACGCCGGGCAGCUGGAGCGCAAUGCGCGGGGUCUGCGCGCCGGGCUGGAGGCGCUGGACGCGGGGCACCGCGCGCUCGGGCCGCCGGGCGCCGCCUGGGGCAGCCUGCGGGUGCUGGACAACGCGGCCUGGCUGGGCGAGCAGCGCCUGCUGGACUUCGCGGCGGCCGCGGGCGCGCACUUCCGCAUGGGCGCGCUGCUGGGACGGCCGAGCGCGCGGGAGCGGCUGCGGGGCCCGGCGGGCAUGAGCCUGGCCGAGUUCCUCUACCCGGUGCUGCAGGCCUACGACUUCUACCACCUCUUCCGCACCUACGGCUGCCGCCUGCAGCUGGGCGGCGCCGACCAGCUGGGCAACAUCACCUGCGGCCACGACUUCGUGCGCCGGAUGACGGGAGAAGAUGUCUUUGGCAUCACCGUUCCUCUCAUCACAAGCACCACUGGUGCGAAGCUGGGGAAGUCCGCUGGCAACGCCGUGUGGCUGAGCAGAGAGAGGACGUCCCCGUUUGAACUGUAUCAGUUCUUCCUCAGGCAGCCAGACAACAUGGUGGAGAGGUACCUAAAGCUCUUCACUUUUCUGCCACUGCCUGAGAUUGAGCAUAUCAUGCAGCUACAUGCCCAGGAGCCUGAGAAGCGGGGACCCCAGAAGCGCCUGGCAGCCGAGGUCACCAAGCUGGUACACGGCCAGGAGGGGCUGGACUCCGCCAAGAGGUGCACACAGGCCCUGUACCACAGCAGCGUGGACGCACUGGAGGUGAUGUCUGACCAGGAGCUGAAGGAGCUCUUCAGGGAAGCCGCCUUCGCAGAGCUAGUGCUGGACCCAGGGACCAGUGUCCUGGACACCUGCCGCAAGGCCAAUGCCAUCCCAGACGGCCCACGUGGGUACCGCAUGAUCACAGAGGGCGGAGUGAGCAUCAACCACGUGCCCGUGACCAAUCCCGAGGGCGUGCUGGUGUUGGGCCAGCACAUCCUGCGCAAUGGACUCUCGCUGCUCAGGGUGGGCAAGAAGAACGUCUACGUCAUCAAGUGGCUGCAACUGGGGUGAGGCCUCCACACCCCUCCCCGCAGCUGCUGAAUAAACCAGCCUUGGUCUAGUGGC
Molecule: messenger RNA, 1491 nt
Organism: Erinaceus europaeus (western European hedgehog)
Lineage: Eukaryota; Metazoa; Chordata; Mammalia; Eulipotyphla; Erinaceidae
Gene: YARS2
Product: tyrosyl-tRNA synthetase 2
Exons: 5
Coding region: 22-1437 (471 amino acids)
Biological process (GO): tyrosyl-tRNA aminoacylation
Cellular component (GO): mitochondrion; cytosol
Molecular function (GO): ATP binding; RNA binding; tyrosine-tRNA ligase activity
Source: RefSeq, a predicted model, not a curated record